Molecule: messenger RNA, 3452 nt
Organism: Danio rerio (zebrafish)
Lineage: Eukaryota; Metazoa; Chordata; Actinopteri; Cypriniformes; Danionidae
Source: RefSeq, a predicted model, not a curated record
AUGUGAAGAUUGAAGAAACAUUCACAGUCAAACAGGAAGAUCUGCAGGAACAAACAGACCUAGUUAAAGAGUAUGAGAGGAGUAAAGAGGAGGAACAUCAUGUCAAAAUUGAAGACAAAACUCAUUUAGAGACUGAUGAUAUUUUAAAAAUGAGAGACAAGCGUUGUUUUACCUGCAAUCAGUGUGGGAAGAGUUUGGCAAACAGAAACAAACUAAAGAUCCACAUGAGGAUCCACAAUAGGGAGAAACUAUUCACAUGCACUCAGUGUGGGAAGAAUUUCGACCAAUCAUCAAACCUUAAUCAACACAUGAGGAUCCACACUGGAGAGAAACCAUUCACAUGCACCCAUUGUGGGAAGAGUUUCAGCAACUCAGCAAACCUUAAUCAACACAUGAGGAUUCACACUGGAGAGAAACCAUUCACAUGUACUCAGUGUGGGAAGAGUUUCAGCCAAUCAUCAUACCUUAAUCAGCACAUGAGGAUCCACACUGGAGAGAAACCAUUCACAUGCAGUCAGUGUGGGAAGAGUUUCAGCCAAUCAUCAUCCCUUAAUCUACACAUGAGGAUACACACUGGAGAGAAACCAUUCACAUGUACUCAGUGUGGGAAGAGUUUCAGCCAAUCAUCAAACCUUAAUAUACACAUGAGGAACCACACUGGAGAGAAACCAUUCACAUGCCUUCAGUGUGGGAAGAGUUUUAGCCGCUCAACAUCCCUUAAUCAACACAUGAUGAUGCACACUGGAGAGAAAGAGUAUAUGUGCUUGAAGUGUGAGAAGACUUUUAUUACAGCUGCAAAAUUGAAACGCCACCAGAGGGUUCACACUGGAGAAAAACCGUACAAGUGUUCACAGUGCAGUAAGAGGUUUGCUCGCUCAGGAACCCUGAAAACACAUGAGAGGAUUCACACUGGAGAGAAACUGUAGACAUGAUCAGUGUGUACAAAGUUUCACUUAAUCAGGGCAGCUUAAGAAACACAUUGGAUGGUUUCUGGUAAGGCACCGACACAUGUAGCAGCAUAGAAAGAGCGCUUCCAUACACACUGGUAUUAAUCCUCCUUUUUACAUCAUAUAUAAUAACCUAAACCAUAUUUAAAUGACAUGGAGGAGGGACAAAAACAAAAAGGCUAGGACAAAACAACCAGUAAAUCCUGAAAAAAAUGAAAUUUACAGACAUCAAAGCCUUCCAGAAGAAUAUUAAAUCUGAUUUAACUGCCUUCCAAGAUUCUCUCACAAAAGAUGUGAAAAUGGAAUUAAGUAACUGUAAACAAGAAGUCAAUCAACAACUGGAUGACCUUAUCACGGACCUAAAUGCAACGACAGAAAAGGUCAACGAAGUGGGGCAGCGAGUUGGAGAAUUUUGGAGGAGAACAUUGCUGAGAUGAAAGAAAUGCUCAAUCAAUCCAUUCAAAUACAAGAAAAUUUAAAAGAGAAACUGUGAGAUCUAGAAACACACUCCCGUAGAAAUAAUAAUCAGAUUUUUGGAAUCCCGGAAGGAAGCAUUCUAAAUGAAAAGGGAAUUAAGUUCUAAACACCACCGCCGGCAAAACUUAAAAUCUUUUUGGUAAACGGGCCGAUCAUGUACAAUUCAAUGACGGAGGCAUCAAGAGAUCUGAAAGAAAAAGGACUGAUAAACAGCGAAUAAGAAACUAUUAUAGGAAUCCCUGGGAAAGAGAAACAAAGACCUUGGCAAAAGGUUGGAGUGACAUGGAAGAAAAGUAUGGAAAAACAUCAAGCGAAGAUCCGGGAAAAACUGUGAAUUUCAAAGGGACAACACUAGCUUUGUUUGAAAGGGUAAAACCUGACAGAUCCUGACAAAAAACUCUAAGAGACUGGUAAAUCUUCUUGACUUGAUUCACCGAUAAUGGACCAAGGUUAUAAUAGUUUUGGAUUUUUCAUUAGUUUUAGUUUCUAUUUCGUUUUGACUUUUUAUUUUAAUUUUUUUAUAAUGUAUUUAUUAAUUUUUAAGCAAAACAGAUACAACAACAAACAAGUGAACAGAACCUGGGGAGAAAGAAAAGAAAGAAAAAAAGGGGGGGGGGGCAUUAAUUAAAGUAGCGAUAUUGCAUCCUUGUUAAAUCAAUCCUCUGAUGAUUAUGGAGGUUAUGUUUAAACCCAUAUGUAACAAAAAUGGAUCCCACCUCUCAUGAAAUAAAACAUCUUUGCCAUGUAGGACACAAGUUAAGUAGGCAAACAGAAGGGGUGAGAGAGGGCAACCUUGUCUUGUUCCUUUCUCAAUUUUGAACAUAGAGGAUCUACAGCCAUUAGUGAGUACAGCACUAAAAGGCUCAUUAUACAAUAUUUCUACCCACUUAAUAAAUUGUUCACCAAGACCAAAUUUAUGUAACGUAUGGAAUAAAAAGGGCCAUUUGAUGCGAUCAAACGCCUUUUCCGCAUCUAAUGAGAUCACAAGACCUUCUACUGAUUGUUGUUUAGCAAAUUGAAUCACAUUCAAAAGACGUCGCAUGUUAUUUACCGAGUUACGGCCUACAAUAAAGCCGGUUUGGUCAUCCUUUACUAAUACAGGAAGAAAGCCUUCAAGGCGGGUGGCCAAAAUUUUUGAAAGGAUCUUCAGAUCUACAUUUAGCAGUGAUAUGGGGCGAUAUGACGGAACAGUACUCUGGUUGUUUUCCUUUUUUCAAAAUUAAGGAUAUAUUUGCCUCUCUCAGUGACUGUGGUAGGCGGCCUUUUCUAAAAGAGUCAUUAAACAUAUUUAAUAAUGGAUCCACUAAUAAGUCUUUGAAUUCCUUAUAGAAUUCACAACUAAGUCCAUCUGGACCAGGUGCUUUCCCAGAUUGUAAACUCUUUAUUGCUGCUAGAACCUCAUUUUUAGAUAUAGGGGCAUUAAGGGGUAAUGACUGAUCUUCGGAUAACGUGGGGAGAUUAAGUGUCGAGAAGAAAAGCUCUGUGGUUUGUGUUGUGUCCCCUUUUAGUUCUGAUUUGUAGAAAUUCUCAAAAGAAUCUUUAAAUGUAUUAUUAAUGAAUAUGCUGUCCAAAGAGUGUUUACCGUUACUGUCUAUAAUAGAUUGUAUAGAUUGAGAGUAAGAUUUUUUCUUUGUUAGGUGUGCUAAAUAUUUCCUAGCUUUAUCCCCAUGUUCAUACAUUUUCUGCUUAGCAAAGUGAAUUUUCACUUCUGCCUGUUUUGUUAAAAGAGAGUCUAACGCAGACCUUAGCGCCGUAAUUUCCUUUAGUUUAACAGGGCUUAGUUUAUUAAUGUAUGUUCUCUCAGCAUCCCUAAGCUUAGACUCUAAAAUCUCUUUUUGUUCCGCUUGUUUACGCCUUUUACUAUGUGUGUACUCUAUUAUAAUGCCUCUAGAAAAUGCUUUGGUUGUUUCCCAUAAUAAGGAUGAAUCUUCAGUUGAGACCGAUUUGAUGGACAUAAAAGUGUUGAAUUCCUCUGUAAAAUAUGUAAUAAAGUUAUGAUCAGCUAAUAUAAAUGGAUGAAAUCUCCAA